This is a messenger RNA of Esox lucius (northern pike), 2266 nucleotides long. It is a transcript of the gene zfand5a, whose product is annotated as zinc finger, AN1-type domain 5a. The coding region runs from base 226 to 840 and encodes 204 amino acids. Lineage: Eukaryota; Metazoa; Chordata; Actinopteri; Esociformes; Esocidae. The transcript has 6 exons. The record is from RefSeq and is a predicted model, not a curated record. Gene Ontology annotation, molecular function: DNA binding; zinc ion binding.
CCAAUGGUUGUACGUUAUUUUCCCCGUGACAUUUUCUGGCACUCCCCUUACUAAAGAAGGAAACAAACACUGGUGGACACAGAGCAACUGAAAUAAGCAAGCUUGUGUUGAGGUAUAAAGAGAAGAUACAGAGAAUAGAGCGGAAUAAAGAAAUUGGGACAGGGUUCGUUUUAAAUCGACUUUACGUUCAGACAUCUUCAGUGAUUCCGAUCAAACUGUUCAGCAAUGGCCCAGGAGACGAACCAGAGCCUGACGCCUGUGCUUUGUGCCACUGGUUGUGGUUUCUAUGGCAACCCCAGGAACAAUGGAAUGUGCUCGGUCUGCUACAAGGAACACCUGAACCGACAGCAGAAUAGUGACCGCGGCUUGAGCCAACUUAGCCCAAUAGGAGCAGGCAGUAGUCCUACCUCUGAAGCCUCAGCCAUCCAGAGACUAGAGGCCAGUCUAGCCAAAGUAGACAGUUCACCUGGAUCUGCUGCAGACAUGGCUAGAACUAUUCAACGGUCUCUUCCAGUGACUCAACAAAUGACAGAGAUGAGCAUCUCAAAAGAGGAUACACCAGAUCCCUUAGAACCUGUUGUGACUCAGCCUAAUGCCUCCAGCCCUGUCACGGACAGCAAUGACGCCACCAAGGAAGACAGGCCAAAGAAAAAUAGGUGCUUCAUGUGCCGCAAGAGGGUGGGCUUAACAGGUUUUGACUGUCGCUGUGGGAACCUCUUCUGUGGUCUCCAUCGAUACUCUGACAAGCACAACUGCCCUUACGAUUACAAGGCGGAGGCAGCUGCCAAGAUUCGCAAGGAGAACCCUGUUGUGGUUGCUGACAAGAUCCAGAGAAUAUAGAGUUAAAAUCCAUUUAACACAAAAAGACUGAAGUAGAAUUGGACCCUUGACAUGAACACUGACAUGAGUGAAAAAAGGAUAUCAGAUUUUUAUUAUUUUUUAUUGUUAUUUUUAAACCACAACCUUGACAAGAGGCCAAAACUUUCCGAUGGGGAGAUGCAUGAACCACCACAUUUUCUUUGUUUUCUAAAUUCAUAAAAAAAUGUGUGUUGUCUUUUAGAGCAGGCCAGGGUACUAGUCAACAAAACACUGCAGAUAGAAAUGCCAGAGGGCAACAGUGCAGAGAGGAAUCCUCCCUCUACGUUUCAGAGGCAUGUCUGACCUGCAGAACCUGCUUCUAUCCGGAUGUUGGAUCACAGCAUUAUGAACUGUUUAGCCACUUUGUUGCCAAAUGGCAGUCCACUUUCCGUUCCCAUUAGUGUCGGUCUGGUCAAAGAAGUGCUACACCGUCCAAAAAUGCUCAUGGGCUUUGUUUAAAACACGUUUAUCACAGCAGGAUGUAUCUCCUCAUAUCGGCUACGUGAGGCUUUCUCCUCCAAAAACCCUUAAAUGACCAACUGUCACCUUGGACAGAACCUUUCAUCAUGGAGACCCUGGACCUGUAGAACAACUGACCUCAGACAUCAGUCUGCAUCAUUACGUAUGUGUAUUCUCAUUGAGUCAGUGGAGAGUGAAUCAACACUGACACAAGACAAUGUUCUGAGGUCAGUUUCCCCAGCUGAAGUCUCGGGCCGAGGGUCCCUUCCACUGUCCCUGGUGCAGUUCUCUGGGUGACUGUUGGGUACUACCCUACUGUUUUUGCAGAUCUAUGGACCAUAUAAGUGGGAUAACUGCAUGGGUUUGUCAGUUUAAAAUUGUGUAAUAUCUUACUGAAUUGGCAUCGGUCGAUUCGUUUUAGGUGAUUAUUUUACUCCCAGAGACACUUUUUAUAUAUUAAUCUAGUCUUGACAUGAGUACAUGUAUUCCAUGCAAAUGUGGAGUUAUGGUAUGUGAGACACCAAUGCCAUGUAUUGAUAUUGUGUGUUAAGAAGAUUGAGUGUGUGAAGCUAUUGGGGUGAAACAGCACAUGUUUACAAAGCUGCAAGAGCAAGUCAGAGCUACGGUUUGAAUUGGAUCCAGUUGGACUGUGUGUGUGUGUCUGAGCCUUUUCUAGGCUGUUUGAGGCAUUAAGACGUGCUUGCACGCAUGUGUGUGUGUGUGUGUGUGUGUGUGUGUGUGACCUGUUUUAGAUUAUGAUUUUUUUUUCUACUGUGAGGUAUUUGUUUUUAGCAGAAAGUUAUCCGUUUCAGUUUUCCUUUUUGAUUGUUAGUUAUAUGCAAAUUUGUACAAAAAACAAACUAUUUAUGUUUUACAUAUAAUCUUGCUACCCAGCAUUACAACAGAAUUGUGUAAUUUAAAUAAAGAGUGUCUAGAGACAUUACGCAGA